AUGAAUCGACUAUUCGGCGCAAAGAACAACACACCUAAGCCGACCCUAAACAGUGCUAUUGCCAAUGUGGACACACGGAUAGAAUCAAUCGACGUCAAACUCGCCAAACUCACGUCAGAACUCACAACAUACCAACAACGCCUAUCACGAAUGCGAGAUGGACCCGGCAAGAAUGCAAUCAAGCAGAAAGCAAUUAAGAUCCUGCAACAACGGAAGAUGUACGAAUCACAGAAGGACCAGCUGCAGCAGCAGAGCUGGAACAUGGAGCAGGCAGGCAUGAUGCAGGAUAACCUGAAGAACACAAUGGCUACGGUCGAUGCGAUGAAGACGACGCAAAAGGAACUGAAGAAACAGUAUGGGAAGGUGGAUAUAGACAAGAUUGAUCGGCUGCAGGACGAAAUGGCCGAGUUGAUGGAAGUGGGGAAUGAUAUUCAGGAGAGCAUAUCGAGGAGCUAUGAUGUACCGGAGGAUGUUGAUGAGGCGGAAUUGGACGCUGAGCUGGAGGCACUAGGUGAUGAGGUGGAUCUGGGAGCAGAGGGUAUUGGAGAGGGAGAGAUGCCGAGUUAUCUUUCUGAGAGUGCGCCGCCUACUUUUAUCGACGAGGCCCCAGUGCCCAAAGAGCAGCAGGCUGCUACGUAA
Molecule: messenger RNA, 639 nt
Organism: Recurvomyces mirabilis
Lineage: Eukaryota; Fungi; Ascomycota; Dothideomycetes; Mycosphaerellales; Teratosphaeriaceae
Gene: VPS60
Product: Vacuolar protein-sorting-associated protein 60
Exons: 2
Coding region: 1-639 (212 amino acids)
Biological process (GO): vesicle budding from membrane; late endosome to vacuole transport via multivesicular body sorting pathway
Cellular component (GO): multivesicular body
Source: RefSeq, a predicted model, not a curated record